Panicum virgatum (switchgrass) is the source of this 5477-nucleotide messenger RNA. RefSeq lists its product as uncharacterized. NCBI's taxonomy places the organism in Eukaryota, Viridiplantae, Streptophyta, Magnoliopsida, Poales, Poaceae. The coding region runs from base 2735 to 5125 and encodes 796 amino acids. The record is from RefSeq and is a predicted model, not a curated record. The transcript is spliced from 6 exons.
CCCAUCUCCCCCGGCCCAUCUCUCUCUUGCUCCUCAUCCUUUCCUCUCUCCCUCUCCCAGAUCCGGCGUUGCGCCUCCGGCGGGCCCUCGCCGCCGCGUCCACCACGGCGUCCCUCCUCCGGCCGUUCGCCUCCCUCCCCCGUCCCCUCCUCGUGCCUCCGUCCGCCUCCCUCCCUCGUCCCCUCCUCUGAGCAUCGAGCUCCCGCGGACUCCGGCGGCGACCGGGAUGUCCCGGAGCGGGGAGCUGUCCAGAGGCGCCUCCGCGGGGCCGGGGCCGGGGCCGGCGCCGGCCGCGGUACGCCACGAGGGCUGGCUCGUGCGGCACGGCGGAGGGAAGAUCGGGAGGUCCUUCUUCCACAUGCGCAUACUUCCGUCCUCGACAACAAGCUGCUCGCCUACUACAAGAAGAAGCCCAGGGACAGCAUGGUACGUCGUGCGGCGUAUGUUCUUACGCUCUGAAUUUUGCUGUUGGGUGGGUCGUUAGAACUGUGAUCCAUCUGAUCUGUUGAUACAAUCUGGGAUCCUCCUCUGUCGUGAAAUUUGGCUGCGGUUCUAGUCACUAGAAUUAUCCAUUGAAGGUCGGGUUGCUGUCGGAGUUCCUUUGCUUGUGUUUGGGUGGGAUUUCCCUCUCGCAGUUUUGUUUUGAAUCAUCGAUGGAUAUGCUCAACUAGCUAUCUAUCUGGUGCUGGAUCUUAAUUCUGAAAAGAUAAUAGCACUGCAAGGCAGAUAUACGAUCUAUUAUUAGCUAUAAGAAUCAUUUCAAUGCAUAAAACAAGGAAGUGAGGAAGAAAUAAACCGUAAGCUUAAUUUAGCUUCCUUUUUUCCAACCACAGUUUGAAUUUACAUUUUUACUGAUAUGCACUUCAAAUCUCAUAUGGCAAUAUUUCUUUCAUUGUCAAGGCUGGCAAUAACUAAACCACAGGAUGAUUUUCUUUACAGUUUUCCAUUGAAAUAUUUUAUUAUGCAUGUUUCUUUUUGCAUUACUGGACAAGUUUGCAGUCAGGGUCUUGAUCAAGAAAUGCUCCUCUCUGACAUAUACUAUCGAGUUCAUCGUGAUGUAUGCUAUUCAUGAAAGAAAGUACCGUCAGAUUGUUGAUAACCUUCUUGUGCUUCUUAUUGGAGGAAUUCCCAUUGCCAUGCCUAUGGUUCUUUCUGUCACUAUGGCUAUUGGAUCACACAAACUAGCGCAGCAGGGUGCUAUUACCAAGAGGAUGACUGCCAUAGAAGAAAUGGCUGGAAUGGAUGUCCUUUGUAGUGACAAGACAGGAACAUUGACACUCAACAAACUGAGUGUUGACAAGAAUCUAGCAACUUCUGAUAAUGCAUAGAGCUGGAGUUCAGUAGAGGCAUGACAAUUGACAACAUGACAGGUAGAAGUAUCUGAGAACAUGACAGUUGGAGAUCAACAUACAAGACUGACUUCAGAAAUGGACUGAACCGUACCGUUUUAGUGGCCAAAAGAUUAUUAUCUCUGCUCCAAGCAAAGAUGCACCUGUGAUUGUUGUUGGUGUAAUAAGGACAAGUGCAGCUAAGAUAUUAACAUUGUCUUCAAUGAUGCCUCUGGUGUGCAUGAUUGGCUUCGUGGAAGAUUGUUGGUUUGGUGCAUAUAACUUGUUUAGGAUGCUAUUUAUUUAUUUUUGUAUGAAAAGCAGCACUUCUGGUUAUAGGAUACAAUUUGCUCUACCUCUAAUGAUAAUAGGGGAUUUGUAUGAGUUCAAUAGAUUAGGACUGCAUUUGUAAUGUAUACAGUGGAUAAAACAUGUGAAUUUGUGAUGUAAAGAAUGGAUAAAAUAUGGGUAUAUAUGAUGUAUAUAAGGGUGUAUUGUUAUAUUUUUUUUGUUUUUUAAUUCAUCAUAGGAGACGCGGGUUAACAAUCCGCGUCUGUGAAGUCAUAGGAGACGCAGGUAACAAUCCGCGUCUCCUAUGUGAGGUGUUAUUGGAGACGCGGGUUGUAAAAACGCGUCUCCAAUGACCUUUCUCAUAGGAGACCUUUUUUUGUUUUUUUAAUUCAUCAUAGUAGGGAUGUAAGUUAUAUAUAUUUUAGGCCAUUGCAUCGGUGCAAAAAGUUGAUCAAAUAAAUUAGAAUGGCAUAUACUGCGUAAAUAAUUUGGGAGGUGAGAUAAACUAGGAUGUCAUGCCAUCGUAAUUAGUAUUUUUAUUUUGAACUUUUUUCUAGCUGUUGAUCUAUAGAAAUUAUUUAUAAAAAUUAAAUUAAAUUAGUACUCGGUUCCACUUUUCGGUAUUUGGUCCCACAUUUUAGAAGUACCACGUACUUUAUUCUAGAUACUUUAUCCUAAGUACUUCUAGGUACUUUCUACCUUCACCACCGUAGGAUUUUAUCAGAUAGACGGCUCUUAUUUUUUUCAAUCAUUGUAAAAUUUCUCUCGUAAUUAAUUAGCUGAUCUAAAAAAUACUAUUAGGUACCCACUUGCAUCCUUACACACAAUAUUUGAUAAUUCUUUUAAUUUCUUAUUUGCGUGCAGUGGGACUGAAGUCAAGCUAAACAGCAAAAUGUCUUGGUGUUAAUGGAUGAAACAAGACAAAGCCACGUCCCCAUCAUCUCGCGCACCCUAGCUAGGUGUUGCCUUAACUUUGUGUCUACAACACUCAGCGCAUCUAUAGUUCAAAGCCAGAAGCCAGAGUACGCUCGCAACUAUUUAUUUACACCAUCUGGAAGGCGCUUGGGGGAGGGACCAAAGGAGCUCAGUUCCUCAUCUUCGAUCCAUCAUAGGCGAUGGGGCUUCAGCACACGUUUACCAGUUUUUGCAUUAUGUUGAUGCCAAAGGGUUAUCAUGCGAACACCACAUCCUUUUCUAAAUGUGCAAAGGAUCUUUGGAGGAGCCCCAGGGGAACAGAGAUACUUGUUGUACUGACAACUAUCGACCUGUUAUUCAUGGCCACCUUUGGGUCCUGGCGUCACCGAACCAGAAACUCAUUCAUCCAAAAUGGUGUCUUGGGCACAUACACUUUGUCCUCCAUCAUGGUAUCAUACACACUUGGUUCAAUGCAGUCAUCAGCGGUGAAGAGCAGCAUGUAUCCCAUUUGGGCCAUAUCCCUGUACGUCCUCUUUGGUUGUGCUGACUCUACUACAGCUUAUAGCCUCAAUGACAACAACCAGCACGCAAGUCUUAUGUUUUUGUUUCUUGUUUACCAGACAUAUAUCACGUUAAUUGCUGCAUCUGAUUAUCCUUACUUGGCUCAAUUAACUUCUUUUAAACUUUGGCAAAUAUUUUGGGCACACAAUCUGGCAAGUGGAUCAUGGAACUUGAAUAAAAUGGUUGCUGACUACAUGUAUGAGGAGCACACAAGGAAUGGAGGAUCUUACGAUCCAGCCACCAUGAAAGGUUACCAUUACCUAGUUGACUGUCCCCUCGGUGAGUCAAAGCUGGAUGGUGGGACAAUAUAUGCAACAGAGCUAACAGAAGGUGGUGCUCAAGUCAUUGACAUAGAGAGGAUAUGGCAGUGUAGUGAACUAAGCCCAGAGUUGAAGGAUUUAUGCCUUUCCUUCUCUCUUUUUCAUCUAUUGAGAAGGCGCUGCUUUGAGUUCGCAUGCGCUGAGUCUUCGCUGCAGAAGACGCAUGAUUUUGUCUUUAAGGGACUUCUGUCAGAAAAUGACAACGGAGACACCGACUACAAUCGGGUUUUCAAGGUUGUUGAGGUUGAGUUAGCAUUUAUGUAUGAUUUCUUUUUCACCAAGUAUGCUGUCCUGUACUAUGGAUCUAAAAUGGUUUCAACAAUUUGGUCCUUGGCUACAGCUAGCUUAAUAUCUAUGACAGCCUACCGGUUGAUAGCCAGUUUUGUCUACGAUCAUGGAUCUGAUUUCGAGUACACCACAAUAUUUGAUGUUGCUAUCACUGUACUCAUACUAGCAUGUAUUGCUUUGCUUCUGUUUCUCCAAGAGUUAUUUUAUUGGAGCACCAUUUGGGGCAGAGUAUCCAUUGUUUGCCAUUAUGUUCGAGGACAAGCAGUGAACACAAGGAAAACCGUCUGCAUGAAAUUUUUUCAAAAAAUCUGCUGCAUGAGAUUCAGAGAGAUUAUUCUUACCAAGAUUAUUGGUACGUCAAUGCCAAGGUUAAGCAAAUGCCACUACCAAAAUAAGCUUGGGCAGUACUCCUUGCUUCAUUCAGUAAGCUGUAAGAAGCACAAACCGCCAAAGGUAGGGCCUCAUAAGUUUAUGCGACGAUAUUGUAGCCUUAUACUACCUCCAGACUUUCAGUAUCUUUGUGAAACAAACAAGGAGAGAAUUUAUGCACGAUGUAUCCGCAAGGGAUAUGGGAAUCCUGCAGCUGUUAAGUUACCUGCAGAGGUUAAAAAGGCACUUGUCCAUUCCCUGCGACGUACUAAGGGUGUUCUAGUCGGUGGAGAAUCAUCAUUGGUGCACAAUUCAGUGGAUGACCUCUUAUGGGCAUGCAGGACUGGUUCAGGCAUCACCUGCAUCCGGGAUAAGGAGAAUCAGACGCAUAUCAUUAUGAUUUGGCACAUUGCAACAUGUUACUGCGAGAUGGCAACACUGAAAUAUCUUUCCCCUAGGAAUGGGGGUGAAUUGAAGUUUCAUCUUGAUGUUGCUACAAUACUGUCUAAAUAUUGUGCAUAUCUGGCGGUCUCAGCACCAAAGUUGCUUCCUGGGAACCACUAUGAUACAAGCCUUAUAUUCGAUGCCAUUGCAGUGGAAGCAGCGCAAUCUCUGCGAAAAGCAAAAGACAAGUAUGAGGCUAUGAGAAGUCUAACUGAAUCAACAGAAAUGACCAUCUUCCAAAUGGUGAAGCUGGGGAGGCAGCUCGAGGAGAUGGAAGACGGCAAGCGUUGGAAGGUGCUGGCAGAUUUCUGGGCCGAGUUGCUGCUCUAUGUCGCACCAUCAGAUAAUGUGAAGGACCACAUCGAAUGCCUGGGAAAUGGUGGGGAGUUCCUCACUCAUUUGUGGGCGUUGCUCUCCCAUGCUGGCAUUCUGGACAGGGGGAAAAGGAAUGUCGCCGACACAGAAAAUUCAGCAAGUGACCAACCUUGUCCUGGAGAGAUCUCAUACUCUGCUGCUUUGAGGCUUUGGCAUGCAAGCUCCUACCUUGAUAGGUGCAGAGAAAGGGCUGACCCUGCCCAUCAGCACCUCAAGUCAACCAGCAACAUAUGAAAACAGUGUGGAAUAUUCUAGGAAAGCUCUGAUAUCUUUAUCAUACAAAAGGGGACAUCCUUAGUUUGUAAAUUAGUCCACAUAGCUGUAAUAAAUAUCCAUGGUGUGCUUUACCAUAGAAGGGCCACACAUUCUUCCGUUUGGAAGAAUGAUGGAGCAGUCAUUCUCUCAUUAAGGUUAGUUACAUUUUUCUUAUGUACUUCUUAUAUAUGUAUUCUUAAGCUUGUACUUAAUGAACCAUACUCAGCUCUCCUGUGUAUUAUUCUCAAAGAAAAAGUGUGUGCCAAUACACUUCGUUAUGUCGGAAUCCUCUAUGUCAUUGAGAAUAAGAAUUCAGAAACAAUUCUGGUUA